Xylaria bambusicola is the source of this 2116-nucleotide messenger RNA. Its product is annotated as cytochrome P450. The transcript is spliced from 4 exons. The coding region runs from base 29 to 1585 and encodes 518 amino acids. Lineage: Eukaryota; Fungi; Ascomycota; Sordariomycetes; Xylariales; Xylariaceae. The record is from RefSeq and is a predicted model, not a curated record. Gene Ontology annotation, molecular function: heme binding; monooxygenase activity; iron ion binding.
CCAGCUAUUUGUUGGUUCUCUAUGUAAGAUGCUGAACACGAACUAUACGUAUGCCUACGUUAAUCAACCUGUUCGGCAGUGUCUGGCGGUUGCUAGCUAUAGGCUACUGCUUCAUCCCCUCUGUAGCUACCCAGGGCCGUUUCUUGCAAAGAUCACGCAAGCCUAUGCUGGGUAUUAUGUGGUACGCAAACGGGAUCACCUGGAAGUUUAUGAGCACCACAACCAAUAUGGGCCCGUAGUCAGGGUAGGGCCAAAUAGACUAUGUUUUAACACGGUUACCGCUUUCCGAGAUAUAUACCAGAAUGAACGCAUCACCAAGGCCUCGGGAUAUACAGCUGGGGCAUUGAAUAACGCCCCGAACCUUUUCUACAUUAUAGACAACAAACCGCACCGCCAUAAGCGAAAUAUAAUGGCCCAGGCUCUUUCUGACCGCUCUCUACACACCUUUGAGCCAGUUAUAUUAGAUAAGCUUGACACGACUCUGAGACAAAUUCUACACGCAUCUAGAACAUCUACCCCUACUGAUAUGACCGAAAAAUUGAGACAGCUUGGCCUUGAUAUCGUUGGCCGGCUAGCUUUCGGCUAUGACCUAGACGUACAGACCAAGCAGGAGAAUCGCCCCAUGAUAGAUGGCAUGUCCUUUGGCAAUUUCCGCUUCAAUGUGUACUUAAACAUCCCUUGUCUUGCAGCUGCAUGUCUAAGGAUUAUUGAGAAGCUGGUGGGCGUAGGUCCGCGGAAGAAGUUUUUCGCAAGAGUGAAGAAGAUGAUUGUCAGUCGAAUGGCCCAAGACAAGGACGCACAGCAUGACUUAUACUCUAUUGCAGCUGAUGCAUAUGGGGAUUUGAGCCCUGGAAGUGGGUUUUGGAACGAUGCUCUGCUCUUCAUCGCCGCCGGUGGUGACACAACGUCUAGCGCCGUAUGCAGCACCUUGUUCUACCUAACACAUUAUCCUGACUGCUAUCAAAGCCUUGCCCAAGAAAUUCGAUCGACAUUUAGGAGUGGGAGGGAAAUUAAGACCGGAUCUCAACUUGCUAGUUGUCAAUAUCUUCGAGCAUGUAUAGACGAGUCACUGCGCAUGUCGCCUCCUAUAGUGACCACGACCUGGCGCGAGCAGAUCCGUGGCACCAACGUGUCGGAGCCGCUGAUCGUGGACGGGCACGUCAUUCCUCCGGGCACUUUUGUUGGCGUGAAUCUAUAUGCCCUUCAUCAUAAUGAAGAAUACUUCCCGGAUUCAUUUACAUACAAGCCAGAACGCUGGAUCAAGGUAGACACCGGGGCACCGGGAGAGACGCCUAAGCAAAGCCAUAGAGCCGCCUUUGCUCCUUUCUCGGCAGGGUCCCGUUCCUGUCUGGGAAAAAGCAUGGCGUACCUGGAAUUGAGCCUAGUUGUGGCAAAGAUAAUGUGGUACUUCGACUUUGAGCGUGCACCUGGGAAGCUGGGGGAGAUUGGCGGGGGAACUGUUGGCGCCACCAAUGGCCGAGGACGGCCAGACGAGUAUCAGGUAGAUGAUAUUUUCAUUUCGCAACAUCGAGGUCCGUACUUGGUUUUUGUCCCGCGUGGAGACACAUGUAUGGACUUGGAGUGAACUCCACUACACACGGAUCAAGCCGGCCGGAAGAAGUAUGGGUAAUCAAAGCUCGCUGGGAUUCAACAUCUCAGACUGGGUGGCUUUAUUUGCUUUUACCCCUGGGAGAGUGACCUGGAAGUUUAUCGAGCUAGGCAUUUUUCAAAUUUCCCAAGUAUAGUACCGCGUCUCCGGGUUUGAUUGGUCUUACAUGUCUGCUCAGUGUUGUGUUCACUGCAUAUGAUCCUAUCCGCUUUCCUGACUGAGACCUUGUGAGGAAGGCGAUAGUCCCUUGGUAGUUACCAUAGCAACAAUUGAGUUAUCAAAUAUAUCUCUGCUAUCACGGCAUGAGAGUACAUUGUCACCAACAACACCUAAACAAACUCCAAAUUCUCAAACUUCAGACACGAAAACCACGUCUCGACCCCACAGGCGAUACCAAAUGAGGAUUCCGUCUGCAGCAGUCUGCCGUCUUAGACCUGCAACAGUCUGCCCCUUUCCCACAUGUCCCAUCAGCCUCUCCCCGACAACCACUGAAACACAAGUUACUCC